CUUUGCUUCAAUCCAUUCCCUGCUUCAGCAUAUCUCCGUCCUCGGGGUUGUCAUCUUCCUUCGCUGGGUAUCUUUACGUGGCUUUGGACCUCAACUUUUAUCCAACGCUGUUACGACGCCAGAUUUGGUUGCUAUGCAGACGAUAAUCGCAUCAGCAUGGCCCGGCGACUUGAAUCCGCUACUUCCAGAUGACAACAUAUUGCGACAUUUCAAUAGCUGUGCUGUCGCGUCUCUGAUUUGAUCAUUGUGCGGGAAAUGCAUGCGCUGAGACUAACGUACUUUGUCAUAGCUUCUGAUCGGCCUCCCUAUAGAAUGCUGCCAUAACCAGUCUAUUCACCUCUCUCUUGUCAGGCUUCUGUACAUUCAAGUGACACCGGGUGCGCCUCUGAAGGAAGUGAAGCACCGACUUGACACGUACUCUCAACAAUGGCGUUUCCCGACCCCUCUCAGCCUGGGAUGGCUGACGCGCAAUUCGAUGCGACCCAUGACAGCUCAGACUUGCUGGAUGGAGCAGCGGACUUCGACAAUGACGUUGGUGCAGCGUUUAUGACGGAACAGGGGACAGAUGGUUCGGACCCAAUCGCCGAAGGGAAGCAGAACGCGAAAGCCGUCCUCGCAGCGUCAGGCGUGAAAUUACCACAAUCCGAACCAGUCUACGGGGCCUCCGAUGCGAAUCACUCACCGAAUGCGCAGGGUGGCAGCGCAAACGGAGCUGCUUCCAGUAAAAAGCGAUCUCGAGACGGCGCCUUCAUCCCGGCGCCGCCGUCUGGCUCGGCGUUGCCUGUUCGUGUACGAGAGACACCGGUUGAGAAAAUAUUACUGGAAGAAUAUGUCAAUCGAGAAUUCCGACAUUCUGCUCUAGCCGCUUGGCAGAACCCGAGCCAACAGCUUCAGCAAGAAAAACGUGCCGAACGUGACUACUAUCUGAACCUACGCCGAGAGAACCAUAUGAAUCCUGCUGCGCUGUACGGCGUAGGAUAUGAAGGUUUUGGAAACGCCCGUACCGACUUGCGCAAUCAAAACCCGCAGUUGCUAUACCCCGCUCACCGACGCCGCCCCGGUAAUCGCAAGACGCGAGAACUACGGGUUUCACGAAAAGAUUUGAAAUCCCAGAGCGAGCAAAUUGAAGACCUAGUUCCCAUCCGGCUAGACAUCGACUGGGAAAAGGUCAAGAUUCGAGACACAUUCACAUGGAACCUUCAUGACCAUGUUGUUUCACCUGAUCUGUUUGCGGAGAAACUCGUGGAGGAUCUGGGUCUGCCGCUCGAGUCUUGCUCUCCGCUAGUGAGAAUGAUCUCGCAGAGCAUACAAGAGCAACUGUGCGACUUCUAUCCUCACCUGCACAUAGAGGAGGAACCGCUCGAUCCUCAUCUUCCGUAUAACGCAUACAAGAACGAUGAAAUGCGAAUUGUGGUCAAGCUGAAUAUUACAAUUGGUCAAAAUACUCUUGUUGACCAGUUUGAGUGGGAUAUCAACGAUCCUCACAAUAAUCCUGAAGAAUUCGCGACACGAAUGACGAAUGAUCUCUCUCUCUCCGGCGAGUUUACAACUGCGAUUGCCCACUCGAUCCGUGAACAAUCGCAGCUGUUCACCAAAUCGCUAUAUAUUCUCUCACAUCCGUUUGACGGACGUCCGGUUGAUGACCCAGACUUGAAAGCCUCAUUCCUACCCACACCCCUUCUCUCAUCCUUUCGACCCUUCCAGGCCGCCAAAGAAUUCACGCCUUAUCUCUAUGAACUCAACGAAGCAGAUCUUGAGCGGACAGAGGUAUCGUUCCAACGAGAUCAGCGGCGACAGAAACGCUCAGUCAAUCGCCGUGGUGGUCCAGCCUUGCCGGAUCUCAAAGACCGCCAGCGAACUAUUCGCACACUGCUUGUAUCAUCUGUCAUCCCGAAUACCGCUCCUUCCUUGGAAGAGAGCAACGUUUUCAAGCGAUCUGGCUCAAGUCGUCGCGGCCGUGCUGCAGUGAGCCUGCGAGACGGAGGUGAUGAGUCGGACGAGUCGGACAGCGACGAAUCGUCAAUGGUUGGAUCCCCUGCAAUUGGGCCACAUUUGGCUCAAGGUACUGCACGCACAAGAGGAAUGCGAGGAGCAGCUACCGCUGCACAUGCUGCUCUGCGGGCGAAUCUGGGUCAGUCAGCAACUCCAGAGCCUCAUCACGAACCUCGAGUCUCGGCUCGCAGGCGUGACUACCGAGAAGAAACUCCAGAAGAGCCAGAGAAGCUGGUUGUUAUUCUUAAAAUACCCAACGACAGGCUCCGCAUACUCCUCACCAAUGGCUGGAAACCCAACCGCACGAUUCCAGUUCCAGGCUCGACUCCCGCCACUCAACCUCCCUCUCAGCGCAGCACACCGCAGGUGAACACACCGACGCUCAACUCAACUCCUAUUCCCUCGCAAAACCCCCAACAAACACGAAUAUCCGGCUCCGGUCGCCCAGGUCCCAUCCAGCAUCUUGGGGCGGUAGACGCUCCCAAUCCUCCUCAGCCAGGUGUCCCCGGGCCCUCGCCCCCGACUUGGCUUGUAGCUGGGCUCGCUCGACUCAAACGGUUGAAUCCCAACGACUCGUUCGAGGCAGUGAUGCGUUACACAGCUGUUGAUACGGAAACCAUGCAACCCGUAGCCAACGCCAACGCUCAACCAGGUCUGAAGUUGAAGUACCUAUAUCUCCCCCGUAUCCGGUGCCACGAUUGCCCAGGGAAACUUUAUACCCCCGGUCCAGCCACGACGGUGGACAACUUCGAGGUUCAUUUGCGGAACCGUCAGCACAAAGAACGCGUGGAAGAGCGGGUUACGAAAGCUGCUGCUGCCGCUGGAGGCAACCCGCCACCACCCUCUCAAUAAAUACUUCCACAUCUCGAACUCAUUUAUCGAGUGCUUGACUCUUCCCCUCCACCUUGGUUCGGUUCUGCAAAAUCUGUAUUCUUUAAGCAUGUCAUGUUGCACUUUUCUGAAUCACUACCCGCAUCUGCGUUUUGGUGUAUAUGAUUUUAGCGAAUCAGUGGCCCCGUUCAGUGUUGAAUACCUACUAUUACUUACUAUUCUGGUGCUUUGUUCUUCCGUCUAUUCCAAGUCUCCUGGUUAGCUGUCUCCUUGCCAUUCUGUAUCAUGCUCGGCGUAACUACACUAGGUUAGGCGACUACCCGUACUUAUGUCGUUCCUUGAAUAUACUGGCUGGCAUAUGGAAUGGAAUUUUGUACUACAUCCU
Molecule: messenger RNA, 3208 nt
Organism: Aspergillus calidoustus
Lineage: Eukaryota; Fungi; Ascomycota; Eurotiomycetes; Eurotiales; Aspergillaceae
Source: the annotation of a GenBank genome assembly